UGGUGAAAUAAAGAAUAAAUAUCAAAUAGAUUAUCCAUCUGGAAGUUGGGAGUUUUCAGAAGUGUCACUUAGGACAACUUUUUAUUUGCUUCUGAUUAUCUGAGGUUAUGGAUUUCAUUGCCAAAUUUGACCUAAAAAUGCUAAUAAAAUAUUGAAACUCAAGAAUGUCCCCUGAAAGGAUAGGAUCACAAGAUGAUCAGGCAGCUACGCCCAAAAUGUCAGUGCCUGCUAGCCCAGUUGCUGGAACACCUGCUUGCGAAGCACAAAAUCCAAUUUCUCUUCUGUUAGCUGUUGCUCAGGCCCAAAGUAACACGAGAAGUCCUGAUGAUGAUUUGACCAGUUUGUCUUGGUUGCAUGAAAAAGAUUUACUAAAAGGAAUGAACAUAAAUCCCUCACCGUCGAACAGCACAAAUUCAACUCCGAAACAGCAGUAUUUUGCCUUGACUCAAAUGCUUCCGGAUCAGUCUCCCACUAGUGAUUACAUCGAAGAUUCUUCCAUAUCACCCGGGGAUUCUUCGAAUAGUUCCUUGAAUUCCAGUUUUCCCGCAUGUCAAAAUUACCAGAACAGCCAACAAAAAAACAAACAUCCUCACAAUGUACCAUACGACCCUAUGGUUCACGUAAAUAACAAACCACCGUAUUCUUUUUCCUGCCUCAUAUUCAUGGCUAUCGAAGAAUCACCGCAGAAGGCUCUUCCAGUGAAAGAAAUUUAUUCUUGGAUCUUGAGCCAUUUUCCGUAUUUCCAAAAUGCUCCUACUGGUUGGAAGAACAGUGUCCGGCACAAUCUGUCCCUGAAUAAGUGUUUCCAGAAGGUCGAAAAAGCUCCGAACUUAGGCAAAGGAUCGCUCUGGACAGUGGACCCCCAGUACAAGCCCAAUUUAAUUCAGGCUCUAACGCGCUCCCCAUUUCACCCAUGUUCCAAUUUGGACACUUCCUCUUACUUGAACAAUUUGAAAACAAAGGUCGAAAAAGUAGAAAAAAAAUCCCCUCAAUCCAUAUCUCGUCUUCCAGAUCCUCAGUUAUUCCCCUAUUUAUCCAAAACGCUGGCCUCGGUCGAAAUGGGUACACCGGUCAAGACCGAGUUUUCAGAAGAUUCUUUGGAUGCAGUAGACGCCGCCACUGUAAUGUUGAGUUUGAAGAAUGGACCCACGAUGAGGCAAAAAAAGAAGAGUGUUUGUCAGGUUGUUACUACUCUACCUAGUCAAGAUCAUACUUAUAGCGCAGCCAAUUCUUCGAUGUCUGUUGAGAAGGAAGAGCCUUUUGAUUGUGACAACUCGAGACCAAAGAAGUCCUCGUCUUGUAGGAAAAUUGAUUUCAAAGACGACGAAGAAGAAAAAAAAAUCAAAGGAGCAGAGAUACUGUUGCAUUUUGCUGGAGUUUCUAGAACACGGCCGACUUACGAACCUUCAAGAAAAAAAAUGAGAGCUUUGACUUUCGACUCCGAAGAAAAUGAUGAGAAACAGGUUCCCUUCAAACCAAGAUUGUUGAGGACAAAGAGAAAAGAGAUCAAACAAAAAUAUAUUAAUAACAACAAUAACAACGAGUGGGUGAAACAUAGGAAAGAACUUGAAACGAGUUCUAGUGAAAGGUAAUGACAACAUUACGUAGCAGAUUUGUUUUAGUUAUAUUUUUUAGAGAGAAUAGUUGAUUUUCAGUUGAAUUCUCAAAUGCAUAUUUUAUCAGAAGGUUUUAUAAGGUUUACUCAAGAACAAACUAAUACUUUGUGAGGUGAUAUAUUGACAAGAGAAUGGAGAAAGAAUUGUUUGGUAAGUUGAUGAAAUUUUCAAGAACAGGUACAGUUAGUACCUUUUAAAAUGCAUUUUCUCCAUUCUGAAUAUAUUUGACCAAAUAUUUAUUGAGAUCCUUACCAUCUCAAGUGAGGAUUUUUCUGUGAGAAGGAUAAAUGAAUGAUGAUUGAAUGAAUAAUUUUGCAGAUUGAGCAGAUAUAAACAUAAAGCAAAAAUUAAUAAAAAAUAAAUGAAACUAUGCACAAUUAAUUUCAUAGAUUCAGCAGAAAUAAUAAA
This is a messenger RNA of Harmonia axyridis, 2024 nucleotides long. Its product is annotated as forkhead box protein N2-like. Gene Ontology annotation, cellular component: nucleus. Bases 165 to 1592 code for a protein of 475 amino acids. The record is from RefSeq and is a predicted model, not a curated record. The transcript is spliced from 5 exons. Gene Ontology annotation, molecular function: DNA-binding transcription factor activity; cis-regulatory region sequence-specific DNA binding. Gene Ontology annotation, biological process: regulation of DNA-templated transcription. NCBI's taxonomy places the organism in Eukaryota, Metazoa, Arthropoda, Insecta, Coleoptera, Coccinellidae.